This is a messenger RNA of Brassica rapa (field mustard), 8651 nucleotides long. RefSeq lists its product as uncharacterized. NCBI's taxonomy places the organism in Eukaryota, Viridiplantae, Streptophyta, Magnoliopsida, Brassicales, Brassicaceae. The record is from RefSeq and is a predicted model, not a curated record.
AGUGUUCUUCAUCGACAAAGAAACCUAGAAAGAUUUACAAGUAGAAAAAAUGGAGACGGUCAGUGAAAACACGAUUCCUUCCCUUAGGGAUGAAUCAGACGACGAAGAAGAGAUGGAGAGACACGCUUUCCGGGUUGAAGAAGAUGUAGCUGCAUUCAUCAACGAACCUCCCAUCCGACAUAACAUCUAUCCCGAUACCGAGAAUGAUAGUGAUACAGAUGAGGAGGAAGAUGGUGAAGAACAACAAAUGAAACGACAGAGGACAAGAGAGCGUUAUCGAAUUAGAAGAGGUGAUGGGAAUCUCUUCGAGGGCCAAGUAUUCUUCAAUGGAGUUGCGUUCAAAGAGGCGGUAUUGGACUACGCUCUAAAGACUGGUCACAAUAUCAAGCAGUAUAGGUAUGACAAAACCAAACUUGGUUUUAGUUGUGUUGGUCGGAAUGUGGAUUCACACUGUCAGUGGCGUGUUUAUUGCUCGAGUAAAGGAGAACCAGAGAGAUGGUAUGUUAAAGUGUACAAGAAUGAACACAGCUGUGUUCCAAAUGGAGAAUGUGAGAUGCUUAAGGUCCCUGUGAUAGCUAGGCUGUUUGUUGAUAAGAUAAGAGAAGAACCAAAAUAUUUCAUGCCAAUGAAGAUAGAAGAACUGAUCAAGGAGAGGUGGAAGAUCACGGUUUCUAGAGCACAAUGUCAAGCUGCUCGAAAUAAAGCAAUGGGGUGGAUUCAGAAGGAGUAUGAGACUCAGUUUGCUCGAAUCCGAGACUAUGCUGCCGAGAUUCUCGAGUCAAAUAUCAACUCUUCGGUGGAAGUCGAGACCAAGAGAAAUGAGGAAGGAAAAGAUGUGUUCGACCGUUUCUAUGUGUGUUUCGAUGUGCUUAGGAGGUCAUGGCAGGCUACAUGUAGACCUCUUAUUGGGAUGGAUGGCACAUUCUUGAGAGAGAAAACUAAAGGACAGUUGUUAGUGGCUCUUGGUCGAGAUGGGGAUAAUUCAAUCUACCCCAUUGCUUGGGCAGUUGUUCAAGUGGAAAACACUCCAAAUUGGGUGUGGUUUGUGAAGCAUAUCAAGACAGACUUGGGUUUAGGACAUGGUGAUGGAUAUAUUAUGGUCUCCGAUCGUCAGAAGGUAAGCUUUGAUUAUCAUGUAAUUUUUUUCUAAAAAUAUAAUUUUCUUAUGUUUGUGUGUGGUCGGUUUCAGGGACUGAUCAAGGCAGUUCAGUUGGAGCUUCCGAAGAUGGAGCAUAGAAUGUGUGUUCGACACAUUUAUGGAAACGUGAAAGCUAAACAUGGAAAGAAGAGUGACAUGAAGAAGUAUAUUUGGCAACUUGCUUGAAGCUACAAUGAGGCGGAGUACAAGGAGAAUCUAGAUAGGCUGUUCAACUACGACUCAGAGGUGUAUGCAGAUGUGAUGAAGACUAAUCCAAUGACUUGGGUUAGAGCUUUCUUCAAGUUGGGGAACUAUUGUGAGGACGUCGAGAACAACUCAACUGAAUCUUUCAACGCCUCCAUUGUUUCUGCCCGUGAAAAGCCAAUGGUACCAAUGUUGGAUACCAUUGCGCGUCUUGCAAUGGUGCGUAUCGCUUCUAGAUAUCUGAUUGCUCAAGAUCACAAGAGCAUAUGCACACCUUACGUGGUUGAUAUACUCGCUUUGGAGCACAAAAAAGCAUCACAGUGUACUGUUUAUAGAAGCACAAAUGGUAUGUGGUUGGUGAAUGUUGAUGCUUGUUCUUACCGUGUCAAUUUGGAGAAGCGAACAUGCACGUGUUCCAAAUGGGAUAUCACUGGGAUCCCUUGUGAACAUGGAUACGGUGUCAUCUUGGAUAGGAAACUAGAGGCUGAGGAUUUUGUGUGUCACUGGUUUCGGACCACAAUGUGGAGGAGGACAUACGAAGAAGGCAUAACACCAUUAAGAGGAGCACGAUUUUGGCCAACUUCUUCAGCCCCUGAAGUGCAUCCAGCUCCUGAGCCAGACCAGCCUGGUCGCAAAAAGAAGAAAGACAACAAAAGGAAAAAGGGCAAAAAUGAGUCUCCUGUGAAGAAGAAACCGAAGACGUUGAAGCGCAUUAUGCAUUGUGGACUUUGUGGUGCGCCUAACCACAAUAUUCGUUUUCAUAAGGAGGGACCCCAUAAGAAGGCUCCACAAGCUGAACCAUCUCAAACCUUUGCUAGUCAAGGUGAAUCCUCUCAAGCUUGAUGUUCUUUAGCGGUAACUACAGUAGGAAAGGAAGAGCAAGAAGUAUUUUUUGGGUUGUGUCUUCUCUCUUUUUUCGGCUAUUUUGUUGUUGUCAUCUUCAUGGUUGAUGAACAAGAAUCCUUCUACUUAUUUUGGUGUUUUCUUCCUUAUGUAUGGACAUGACUCGAUUUAUAACCAAGAAGUUACCAACAAUUUCAUUCAUUAAACAACAUAAAAAACGUCAAGUACAAGAACAUACUACUUCAUAGCAUUAAACAACAUUUAUCGAAAUGAAAUCCAUCACACAAGCUUAAUGAUGACAAACCCAACAACACAAGCUAUUACAAUACCAGCACACAUCUUCUUCAUGCUCCAUUUCGCUUCCUUUAACACUUCUUCCAUCUUGUCGAAAAGCUCUAUCUCUAGCUUCAUCUCCAUCUUCUCAAAUACCUUCUUCUCACUUUCUCCUCGUUCCAUCAUAACUUCUUUCACCAAUUCUUCAAGAUUACUCAUUUUGUUCUUCAGAACAUUAAUCUCUUCUAACAAUGCCUCAUCCACCCACUUGAAGAAAUGAUUAUCAUUCUCAAGCUAAAAUCGAUCAAUCAAGUUAAAAUCUGAGUUAUUGCACAAUCAAAUCAAUAAGAGUAAGCAUUACCUUUUUUGAAACAGCAUAAGAACACCUAUGGUAACGACGAUACGGAUUUUUGUCUGAUCUUGACAUCAAAGUCAAGAUUUCAUAUCCGCACCAACACUGUUUUGGGACACCCACGACCCUUUUCCUUGAACGCACCAUUGACGACCCACUUGAAGCUCCAGAAACAUCACUCAUCUUUCAAUUUCUCUUAUAUCUCCCACAAAUCAAUUUCCCCAAUUCGAUUUGUUAGGGUUCGUGACUGUAAUUGUUUUAGGAAUCGGGGAUUUUAAAGACUAGGGUCGGGUUUUCAAACGGGUGUGGUUAUGUUUAAAAUGGGUUUAUUUUGGUUAGCUACUGGUUCACCCAAGUAAACCAUUAAAUUCGACGGUAUGGGGAAACAGAACUCGAUCUUUCAAAUUGGGGGGAUAUAGGAUUCGAACUUUUAUUUUGUGGGAAAAUAUAACGGGAUCAAAAGUCUGUGUGUAUCUAGUGAUAUAUGAUACUUCUCAGAGGGAAAUAGAUCGUCAACCCUUUAAAAUCUCAUGCAUGCUUUGUAUGUUGAAGUUUUUGUUAUGCAAUUCUCGUACGUCUUAAUCUAUAGUGUUAUCUGACUAUUUAUUUUUAUAUAUAUUUUAAAACUAAGAAAGUUUAAAUUGAAAUAUAUGCAUGUAUUAGAUUUGUAUUGUUUAUAAUAUUUUGUAAAUGUAUUGAUGCCACAUAUACACUCGUUCAUAUAAAUACUUUAUGCAACCUAGGCUAAAACUUAAUGUAAAAGUUUAAUCAUUGACCCAUAUUUGUCAAGUCAACCAUAUCGUCUGGUCUGGGAGGAAGAUUAAACCAAACCAUCAAUUACGUUAUGUCUCCGUUUAAUGUAUUCAUAUUGGAUUUGAAGUGUUUUUCCAACGAAGAAGAAACUUCAUCGUCCUUUCAUCACCCACUCAUUGUAAAAGAAUUUUGGAAAUUAGUGUCUAGAAAGAAAUCAAAUCAAAUAUAAAUUCCACAAAGUACCAAAGAGAGAAAAAAAAUGUGAAGAUGAAGACAGAAAAAGGGCAAAGGGCUAUGGCAUUGACUCCUAGAAAGGCUUCAUGUUUUUCUCUUUUCCUCCCUUUUUCAAUUUGAUUUUUUAAUUAUUUUCUCAUUUUGUGGACCUCAUCAUUACCUCCUUGUGCAAGAAGGUGUUGUUGUGAAUAGACCCUAUGUCUUGUAUACUUUUAUGUAUAUCCACAUGGUCAAUUUGAUCAAAAAAAAAAAUCCACAUGGUCAAUUUUUUUGUGGAGCAAGGAUAAUAAUAUAAGCAAUGAAUCAAAUAGUUUGAAUAUGAUUUAUGUAUACCAGUGGCCGACGUGAUGGAAGGUCGAUCCUCAAUUUGUAAAAUUCAAUAGGUUUGUCUUCUAUUUACUAGAAAUCUUGAUAAUAAAAAGCUAUAGUAGUGUUAAAGAAAAAUCUAAAUUGUUUUAAAAUGGUUGGAAUUGGAAAGGAAAAAAAUCAUUUUUUUCAAGGAGAUAUGUUGUCUCUGAUCCAUUGUUUCCGUAUUAAACGAGGUUAGAGCAAAUAAAUUAAAUCUAUAAUAUUGUAAUGUGUUGUUUAUUGAGUGUGUGUUUAUUACAGAACUAAUUGCUACUCCCUCUGUUUUUAAAAGAUAUAUAUUCUAGAUUUUUCACAUAUAUUAAGAAAACUCAUUAAAUAUACAUUGUUUUUUGUGAAUAACAAUUUUUUAUAACUUUAAGCCAAUAGAAAUUCAAUAAACAUCAUUAAUUUUUUUGAAACUUACAAUUUUUCAUAAAAUCAUACAUUUAAAAAGUAAACAAUGUAUCUUUUUAAAACAAAUUUUUUUUCCAGAACAUAUAUCUUUUAGGAACGGAGGGAGUAUGAGGUAUCUACACUUCUACUUAGUCCAACAAAUGCAAAUUAUAUACAAAUCCAAAGAUAAUCGCACCCAAACAAAAACUACGCAUUCAACAUUGAUUAACUUAAGUUCGAUGAGCUAAGAAACCAUCAUUUUCAGAUACAUUGUUAUAAAAAAUCUCACAUUAUCAAAAGCGUUGGAGACUUACAAUGCCGUAUGGUAUCACUUAUUUCUUAAGAGAUCAAAAUAGUUGGUAUUCAAGAUUGAGUUAAAACUAUUCUCAUUGCAUACGCGUAUCAAAGGACAGCAACACUAAAAACGGAUAUUCAUUACAAGAAGUUGCUUUCGAUCCAAAACUGAUGGUUCUAUGCUUUAUGAGAUUUAAUCAAAACUUAGUGUUUUGGUUCAAAAAAAAUUGGUUCAAAAAAAAAAAGUGUCAAUGUUUCAUAAGUUUCCUUCCUAAUCGCUGUUAGCUGUUUAUGAGAUGAAACUCUUGAAAUUUACUGCUUGAUAUUUCUUGGUACCUCCAACAAGUGAUAAACUUAAUUACAUCAAUUUAAAAUGUGUUUUAUGAUUGGUUUUGGGUUUUCAAUUCUCUUGAUAUAAGGUCGUACAUCUAAUGCCACCUGCACUGCAAUUAUGUAUAUGAAGAAAGUGCACCAUGAACAAAAAGUUAUAUAUGCAUGUAGUAAAGAAUCCUCGAAUAUUCUGGUUACAGUUUCGUUUUACUUUUGUUUUAUCCGGAUAAUGAUGUGCAUUAUAAUUUAUAACAUCUUCCAAUGUAUUUUUCUCUCUUUAUUUACUUUUCUUUAUCUUUAUCUUUUAUUUUAUGGUCUUUUGGUCCACUUUCCUUGACAUGCCCCCACAUGGUAAGAGGCAAAGACAAUCAUCAAGCCUAAAAAAGAAUCAUUUUUAUCUCUUAUCAUCACUAAACUAUUGGAAAACAUUUAACAUCUUAGUCAUUUUUGGACAAAAUGCUGAACAAACUUCUUGCACUGCAACCAGCUCUAAUUGUUGAUAAAAGGUGUAAAUGAGGAAUAUCAUGUGCCUUCCGUAAUAUAUUUGUUCUCGAUCAUACCCUUCUUAUAUCAACCUGCAAUAACUUACUUGAUAAGUUCGCUUAGAUUAUAACAUUAUUUUCUUGUUCUACCAUUUUUACUAUCUAUAAAACUGAAUCUGUAGAGCAGAGUAUGAAAAUUUUUGAAGAUUAAAAUUAUAUAAAUGAAUCUGUAAAGUGUAUCUAAUAAUUUUUGAUAUUUUAUAAAUUUUUAAAAUAUUUGUUUGUCUAAGGAUGUUAAAAAGAAUUACAAUGUAGUUUCUUACUAUUUAUUUCUUUUGGGUUAAAUAAAACUUUCAAAUAAAAAUUUAACAUUUAAAAUGUAUAAAGUAUAUAUUUUUUUUGUCAUCAUGUAUAAAGUAUAUAAAAUAUUCCAAAUGAAGAUUUGUAGAUUUUACGAUUCAAAUUUUGGCUUAGAUUCAUAAAAUAUUAUUAACCACUUGAAAGAGAGCAUUGAACCACUACUAAUUGAAUUAUUUUCCUCAACGUCUCUUUUUUAACUCUCGUUUAAAUCUUAGUUUUUCUUUUUGUAAACUUCGUUUAAUUCUUAGUUUAUAAUAUAAUUUAAAAGUUCAAGCCUUCAAGUAACUUUGGACUACAAAUAAAGCUUUUUUUUUGGUAAAAUCUACAAUUAAAGCUUCUCGCCAAGCCUUUUGACAUACAAAGGUAACUUUGAAUAUAGAAAAACUUUUAAUUUUUAUAAAGUGAAAAAGGUUUCUUACAAAAAAUAUUCCCACCUGUAAUUGUUGAUAAGAAAAGAAUAAAGAGAAAUGAAAUGUAUAAGCGUGUUGAAAAGCUUGAUUAGUUACUUUUAUGUGAAUUAUUUUUAAAUCCUUUAGUUUCCUCGAACGCGAAUGGAACUUUCCUAGAAAAGAAAGUUGAAAACUAAAAUGUAUGAUAAUUAUGAAUGAUGAUUAGUGGAAUGCAUCAUGUUUGCAUGGUAUGAAGCACCCCGCAUCAUGAUCCCAAAAUUCUUAACACAUGUUUAUGGAUGUAUUAAUUAGUUAACGAUUUUAAUUAAUAUUGAAUGAGAUGUCGCAUCAAACGCACAUGCAUAAUAAAAACAUGAAUACGACGACUAUAUUGAUGUUAAUUUAUUAUUAAUGAUAUUUUUUCCACAGAAAUAAAUAAAUAACUUUUGGCUUUACGUUACCAUAAAAGAGUGAAAGGAAAACAAGUAGUAAUGUGAGCAUUGAUGUCAUGGGUUGGCAUUCACUAUAUGCUGACUUACCUAUUAGAUUCCUAACAAAUAACUAUACCUAUUUUUGACCAAAACUAUAGUUAUUUUGCUUUUCACUUGUAAUUAAGUUCACCGAAGUAAACCAAACCGUAACGUUUGAAAGACCAAGGACAUAUACCAAAUCUAACCUUGGCUAAUCGACAGGUAAACAACAAUAGGUUUCACUUCAUUAUAAUCUAUCAACCAUAAAUUUGAUGUCAAUAAGAACUUAACAAAAAUAGGUUUUGUUUCUUUGGCAAGAAAACACUCUUUAAAUUACAAAAGUAGUUUCAUAUCUCCAUUAUCAGGUAGUUGCUUGUUUUGUUUAGUUGUUUUUUUCUGAGUAGGCAAUGCUACGACUCAUUUACUCUCUCUUAUAAAAAAAUAGUAGAUAUUUAAAAUUGUACUAAUAUAAAAGGACAUGUUCUAGUUCAGUACUUCAGUUUGAUAUAUUAUAUGGGCUCGUAUGUGUCCAAAAAUGAAGGAAUAAUAAUAUAUUCCAACAGUUACAACUUACAAGACGAGAGAGGGCAUGAAGCAGAGGACAAGACUCGAGAGCACUUCCAUCCAACUCAACUGGCUCAAAGUUUCGUAGAGACACCUAAUACCGACAACAUUUCCUCAAAUCCUAAUUUUAUUCGAAAAUUGAUACAAAACUAUAUAAUAAAAAUGUAGAUUUUUUGGUCGAAUUUUUAAAACCACAAAAGAGCAAUUGAGACGACAGGGAUUGCCAAUCAAGCGAGUGGUGAGAAGAGCAAACUACGUAAGCUAAUUUAUUACAAAGGGAAAAGGAAGAGAAUGGUAGUUAUAUAAUUAUGCAUUUAUUAUGUACUUUUGACUCAGUAUUUAUGGACAUUCACCACUGCGCUUUUAAUUUGUAUAAUUUAUUAGUCAUUCAAUUUUUGUUGGUAAAAUUAAAACUCAGUAACUCAUUAUAGGCCAAAAAACUGUGCAGACAGACAUACAACAUGACAACUCUUCUAUGUUUGUACUUAGUAUUACUAGCUAAAAAAGUAGUUAGAAAGUAUAAAAAAUUGUUUUUUUGUCUACAAAAUAAAUUAUAUGUAUAUCUUAAGGUACUUUUAUAUAUUUAAAAAAACAUUAAUGGAGAUAUUUGAAUUGAUUAAAUAUCAAUGAUUGAUAGUUAUAUAAAUAUCUACAUUAAAAUAAAUAAUAAAUUUAGUUAUAAAUUUUUAAUAUGUGUAGAUAGUUUAGAAAAUCUUAUUUACGGAAACUGAAAGAACAUGUAGUUGUCUAAAUAAGUCGUAUUUGGAGAUAAUACACCGCACCAAAAAAAAUUGAUGACUAAUUGUGACGUUUAAUUUUAAUUUGCCGUGUCAUUAUCAACAGUACAACUUAAUUAGAUAAUAUGCUUUUAACUUUAACUUGACAAUCGCAGUUCAGUUCAGAGAUCGGGUGAAUUAGUUUUACAUUUUAGAAUAAAAAAUAAAUUAAAUACAUCUUCUGCACUUUCAAAUUAUCUGGUUGUAUCUUAAAUGACAACAAUCCCUUUUUUUUUUGGAUAAUAUACAGCAUAUAGAAUUGCUGGUAAAAAGGUGUUAGAAUUUAACUUAAAUUUAUAUAUAUUCACAAUUGAAACAAUACCUAUGAAAAUAUCUUAAAAAUUAUUAUUAUUAAACUUAGGAAAUAUUUGCAUGUUUUGACUUAAAAUUAGAAACGAACAUAAACAAAAAGGAGAAAUUCAAAACUGAAACAGUUAAAAAAAAAAAA